AUGAAGAUUCUCACAAAGGAAGAAGAGCAGGAGCACUACAACGCUACCAUCUAUGGAGGUACCAUCGGUGGUCUGCUCGGUACAGCAGCUGGUGCCGUCGGUGUCUUGGGCGCCAGCAGNAGAUACCCUGCUUUCCGCGGUCUUUCCCUGCCAUUCCGCGCCUUCCUGAUCACCAGUGCCGGUACUUUCGCCGCCAUUAUCCAGGCCGACCGUUACUCGCGCCAGUACGAGGCUAGCCGCCAUCCCGAGAAGGAGUACACCGACCAGCAGCAGACCCUGCAAGAACAGCUCGAGUCGCAGAAGCCCUUCUCCCAGCGCGCAAUGGACUGGGGAAACAAGAACAGAUACAGCAUUGUUUUCGGUUCAUGGGUCGCCUCGAUCACCGCCGCCUUCGGCAUUGUCGGCCGCAAUCCCUACCUUAGUGGUCAACAAAAGCUCGUCCAGGCUCGUGUUUACGCUCAGGGUUUGACUCUGGCCGUCGUCAUUGCCAGUUUGGCACUCGAGGCCAAGGACAAGAACCAGGGCGAGGGCCGCUGGGAGACCGUCAAGGUCCUCGACCCUAACGAUCCUACCCACAAGCACGUCAUUGAGAAGAAGAUUCACCACGAGCGCUACUCGGGUGAGGACCAAUGGAUGGACAUGGUCGCUGCCGAGGAAGAGCGUAUCAAGCAGCGCGAAUCCGCCGUCAAGCAAAAGGAGUCCGAAGACGAGAAGAAGGGCAAGAAGGUCAAGAAGCACGAGGACCUCGAGCACGCCGAGAACAAGUCCAACGUCCAGGCUCCUUGA
Aureobasidium vineae is the source of this 786-nucleotide messenger RNA. NCBI's taxonomy places the organism in Eukaryota, Fungi, Ascomycota, Dothideomycetes, Dothideales, Saccotheciaceae. The record is from the annotation of a GenBank genome assembly.